CUUUUUUGACCUCAAAUUCUAGGGGUACCAAAAGCUUAAACCCAAAACGACAGCAAAUCGGAGAGCAGAACCACCGAAACAGCCGAAAUGGCUACGCUUCUCAAGUUCUACAGACCCUUCUCCCCAAUCCGAUUCCCCAACUCGGUACGGACGAUUCGACUCACAACCCACCACUCGCACACCCUCUUCUUCAAGCCCAAGCCCAAGAAGAGCAGCCUUAUCCGCUGUACUCGUCUCAGUUCUCUGAGCUCCCCUCAGCCUUCGGUUCCAUCGUCGUCGUCGUCGACGGAGCUGUGGCUGUACAACACGAUGAGCAAGAAGAAGCAAGUGUUCAAGCCCAAAGUGGAGGGUCUGGUGGGCAUGUACGUGUGCGGAGUCACAGCUUAUGAUCUCAGCCAUAUCGGCCACGCCCGCGUCUAUGUCACUUUUGAUGUUCUCUACAGAUAUCUUAGGCAUUUGGGGUGUGAGGUCCGUUAUGUACGGAAUUUUACCGAUGUGGACGACAAGAUAAUUGCUCGGGCAAAUGAAUUAGGGGAGGAUCCAAUCAGUUUGAGCAGACGCUACUGCGAAGAGUUUCGUCAAGAUAUGACAUUACUUCAUUGCCUGCCACCUUCUGUUGAACCACGAGUAUCAGAUCACAUGCCCCAAAUCAUUGACAUGAUCAAGCAGAUUCUUGAUAAUGGGUAUGCCUAUGGAGUUGAUGGGGACGUGUACUUCGAUGUAUACAAGUUUCCAGAAUAUGGACGAUUAUCUGGGCGAAAAUUAGAAGAUAAUCGAGCUGGUGAGCGGGUUGCUGUGGACUCAAGGAAGAAAAAUCCUGCUGAUUUUGCUCUAUGGAAGGCUGCAAAGGAGGGAGAGCCAUGUUGGGAGAGCCCAUGGGGUCUUGGAAGACCUGGUUGGCAUAUUGAGUGUAGUGCCAUGAGUGCUGCUCAUCUCGGUUACUCUUUUGACAUACAUGGUGGAGGAAUGGACCUUGUGUUUCCCCACCACGAAAAUGAAAUUGCUCAGAGUUGUGCUGCAUGUAAACAGAGCAAUAUAAGCUACUGGAUACACAACGGCUUUGUCACUGUUGACUCAGAGAAAAUGUCCAAAUCCCUUGGAAACUUCUUUACAAUUCGGCAGGUUAUAGACCUUUACCAUCCACUGGCUUUGAGACUUUUCUUGAUGGAGUCCCACUACCGAUCUCCAAUCAACUACUCUGAUGUGCAGCUUGAAAUUGCUUCGGAUCGUAUUUUCUACAUCUAUCAGACGUUGCAUGAUUGUGAAAAUGUUCUAAGCCAGAAUGAGGUAGCCAUUCGAGCGGAUUUGAUCCCACCUGAUACUGCAAAUUGCAUCAAUGACUUCCAAAACAUUUUUGGAGCCUCAAUGUCAGAUGAUCUUCACACUCCUGUUGUUCUGGCUGCAAUAUCUGACCCAUUAAAGACCAUCAAUGAUCUCCUACAUACCCGUAAGGGGAAGAAGCAAGAUUUACGAAUGGAAUCUCUUGCAGCUUUGGAAAGGAUAAUCAGGAAUGUUCUGACUGUUUUAGGAUUGAUGCCCACAAGUUACUCAGAGGUUUUGCAGCAGCUGAUGGAAAAGGCUUUGAAGCGUGCUAAGUUGACAGAAGACCAAGUCUUAAAAAAAAUAGAAGAAAGGACUGCAGCAAGGAGGAACAAGGAGUAUGAAAAAUCAGAUGCAGUUAGGAAAGAUUUAGCUGCUGUUGGAAUUGCUCUUAUGGAUAGCGCUGAAGGGACUACUUGGAGACCAGCUGUUCCACUCGCACUUCAAGAGCAGCAGGUGACGGCAACUUGAACGGCUUCCAGGUUCACAUUUUUUAACUAAUUAUUGGGAUUCUGCUGUGUAAGAUUUGGGUGAAUGCAGUUUUUCUCCCAGACAUUUAAGGAAGAUGUUCAAUUGUGGGUAGCUAUUAAAAAAUAAAAUCACUGUUCUUUUACUUAUAAAAAAAAAUUAAAAAAUAAAAUCAGUGAGCAUCAUAGCCAAUUUCAAUUUUGGUUUCCAAGUAAUGAUUAAUACAUUUUACGUUGAACCAAACACAACUGCCCUGUAAACAUUUCAUUUUUUGGUUUUCUUCCAUCUUAUAGAAUAAGAUUAAAAAAAAAAUGCACAAAAUUUUCAUAUUUUCAUAUUUUGUUGGUAUACUUGAAAGUGGGAUUGAUCAAUUACUUACAGGCAGGGAAGUUAAUAUAAGGUAUUUGAGCAAAUACAAUGGAGAAAGAAGCAACAGCUAUUGGAUCUGAUUCAUUUACAUGUAUUGGUUCCAAUGGUGGAAUAUCCCCAGUUGAAUCUACAGCAAGUAUUUUCCCAUUUAGAAGCAUUGUUUGGCUGUGUAAAUCCCCAUCUUUUGCUGUCAAGUGAUAUUCUUCCCUUGUACUCUUACCAAUUACAGGCCCUCCAGCCACUGUAGCCAAUUUUGUUCUUGGACUUUGAUUUUCUUGUGUAGUUGUAGUCAUGAGGUUACUGGUACCAUUUUCAGUCGACACACGCACGUGAAAUGUAGUGUUACCGUCUAGGUUGAUCAGAAGCAACGUGAUUCCUUGCUGCAGAGCCAUGGAAACUCAAUGAAUUAGCAAACUUUCUUCUUUCUUUUUUCUUUUUUCUGCUAACUGUAGAUUGUACUCACCGUUUUCUUUGAACAGUGAGCAUAAGCACGUAUUUUACUUGUUCCCGAGAAGCUUGUGGACAGAACGUUGUUUCCCAUUAAUCGGUGAAAAAGAAGGGCACUGUGAAAUAAAACAAAUAUUCAUUAGCUUUC
Alnus glutinosa is the source of this 2752-nucleotide messenger RNA. Its product is annotated as cysteine--tRNA ligase, chloroplastic/mitochondrial. Gene Ontology annotation, biological process: cysteinyl-tRNA aminoacylation. NCBI's taxonomy places the organism in Eukaryota, Viridiplantae, Streptophyta, Magnoliopsida, Fagales, Betulaceae. The coding region runs from base 88 to 1791 and encodes 567 amino acids. The record is from RefSeq and is a predicted model, not a curated record. Gene Ontology annotation, cellular component: cytoplasm. The transcript has 9 exons. Gene Ontology annotation, molecular function: ATP binding; cysteine-tRNA ligase activity.